UUGCAAGUGCACAUUGCAGACAGAUUUAAAUCACCACCAUCACGUGCAGCAGUUUUGCCGAGAUCUCUCACAACUGCUGCUCUGCGCCUUCCAAGAGGAAAAAAGUGUAAGGUACUGCUUGUACACCCUACCGCAAGACGACACGGCAAAUACCCGGUCGACGACGACGGCGCUUGACUUGGAGUACGUUGCGGCCGUCGAUCUCGGCUCCCUGAUCUACUGCACCUCGAAGUGGGUCAUCGUCUUGGGUGCCGUCGUCCUCGCGAGGAGGAUGUCGGCCAACCUUGUCUCCCACAACGUCGAUCCAUUCAGCGAAACUCCGCUUGAUCACGACAACGACGAUGACGACGAUACUCGGAUGCAGACAGAAUGCAGUACACAAGAGAAUGGAAUUGAUAGUCAAGAGGAAAAUAAAGAGAUAGAGUUUCCUAAGCAGUUGCCAUUUGCAGAGCCACUGUUACCAAAAGAAAUUCGAUGGAUGUACAAGGAAGAUGUAAAUAAGAGAUGGGUGGAAUUUUGCGGAUAUGACAGUUUAAGGAUAGAAAAUGCUUGGAGACAAAGACAAUGUGCCGCAAACGAAAAUGGAAAUGGUAGUGAUUCCGGAAGGAUUGAAAGAGUUAUUGUUAGAGGCGGCAUGUACGAUGCUGACCUGGAAAACAUGAAGUGUAUAUCUAUAUACUGGCCAGGUGAAGAAUCGGAAAUAAUGAGAGGCACAUGGUUUUAUGACGGAACGUGGAUACCACUGGAAAGCGAUAACUCGGAAGUUAUCGAAAAUUCUCACCUAAAAUUGUUUCAGAGGCAAACUUUAACACAGUCAAGUUCAACGCCGGAAUUUGGCACUCCUUCACAUUCGUGCAAAGCCCUCCAUACCGAACACUUUCCGCAGUAUCACAUCAAGUGGCACGCGAUAAAUGAUGUCGAUUUAUAUUAUGAAUAUACGCCUAGCAAAUUAAUGCGAAGCGUUUCAUCGAAACUUGGCUUUACUAAAACAACUGGUUAUAGAAUCGUAAGAGGAUACAAAGAACAUGCCACAAUGGAAGAUAAACCGCAAGAUAUUGACCACUUAGUGUUUGUAGUUCAUGGGAUUGGCCAAAAAAGAGAUACAGGGAAAAUAAUUCGAAACACAACGAUGUUCAGAGACUGCGUUGAAAGAAUGAAACUGAAAUAUUUUCCAAAUUCUACACAUAGAGUCGAAUUCUUUCCAGUGGAAUGGAGAUCUUCCCUGAAACUGGAUGGAGAUAUUGUAGAUGCCAUUACUCCAUUUAGUGUAUUAAGUAUUCGGCAUCUUCUUAAUACUUCCGCUAUGGAUAUCCUGUAUUACACUAGUCCUCUAUAUGGAGGAGAAGUACGCUCUGGUCUCCAAAAAGAAUUGAAUAGAUUAUACAAUACUUUCGCUGAACGACAUCCAGAGUGGCAGGGAAAGGUUUCGAUCUUAGCACAUUCUCUUGGAUGUGUUAUUGUUUACGAUAUUGUUACUAGGUGGAUGGGCUUCGAAACAUAUCCUCCAGCUUCAUCUCCAUGUUUAUCAGAAGGCUUGAGGUUUCCUAUUGAAAAUUUGUUUUGUCUGGGCUCACCACUGUCGGUAUUUUUAGCUCUGCGUACUCGUACACCGUCCAACAGAUUAGACUUAAUGCCAGAAUACUUGUGCAACAGAUUUUAUAAUAUAUUCCACUGGUCAGAUCCCGUUGCUUACCGAAUGGAGCCCUUGUUGGAAAGAGGGUAUAGCAAAAUAGAGCCAGUUUGUAUAUUACCUCACGGUGGAGCUGAUAGUCAACCAAUUGAACAAACACAGCCCUUGUCAUUGAAUAAUGGUGAUCAGAGUAAUCCGCAGUCCGAUACUGACGAAAAGGAUGCAGACAGCAGUCCGGUCGAUACACCGAGCAGAACUGUAGAUAAAGGUUGGAGUCUGUGGGGUUUAGUUAGAGCAGGAUGGAAUGCAAAAGAAGGGUCUUCUCCUACUCCUGAAAACCCCAUAAUACAACCUGAUCAAGAGUUACCACAACGUUUAGAUUAUGGAUUGCAAGCAGUAGGUAUAGGGCGUAACUAUUUAUAUACUGUAACAGCUCACACUGCAUAUUGGACAAAUUGCGAUGUGGCGUACUUUGUACUAACAAAAAUCUUCCCAUGUUUGGAAUCGUGAUUCUGAACCGUGAUUUUUAGUAAAGAAUUAUUUCGGAUUAUACUGGAAAUAGCUAGUCUAAUAAAGGCCUUAUAGGCCUGAGCUUGGAAACAGGCCUGCCACCAAAAACAAAUCUGUGAUAAAUGAAAAAACAAUACAAUAAUAACAAAAUCUACAAUGUGCAAAUUUUUUUAUAAUAGUUUGCAUAAUAAGAAUUUUUCAGUCCUAUUGAUAAGAAUUUUUUCAGUUAUUUGUGACUUUUGUAUUGAGGAUUCUAUUUUUUGGUGGAAAAUUUUCAUAAGUACGAUUUUCUUUUAUUAAAUUAAUUUGGCAGUUGCCUCGAUCGAGCAAUAUCUUGCCUUGUUCAACUACUUUAAUCUUUAAUGUUUAUUGUUACAUGAUAUUGUAAUUUUUAUUUUAUGAUUGAAGUAAGUUAAUUGGUGCUCAUUUAUUAAAAAAAUGUUGUUAUUUCUUAAAACAAUUUUAAACAAUGUUUGAAAAUUUAUUGUUACCAUAUCAAAAGACGGUUUAAAAAUAGCACAACUCUAAAUACUAAUGAAAUAACAGCAAUGGUAGAGAACAGUAAACAAUUGGUUAGCGACUGAUAUAUUAAUUGAAUACCACUUUUAUAUUCUUGUAAUAUUGAGAUCAUUAUUUGUAAACAAAACUGACAAGACUUUAAUUACUAUCAUAUCCAUACAUAAUCAUUUUUUCAAAAACUCUUUUAGAAAUAUAACGACUCAAUGCUGCUUAAAAACCAUAUUUUUUAAAUAUUUACUGCUGUAAAAAAGAAGUUCAAAAUUACUAGAUCAUCAUUUUAUAAUAGUUAUUACCAUUUUGCAUUAAAUUAGAUGGAGAUCGUGCACAAUCUAUACGAAAUGUAUUGGUAGUAACUAGUGAAUAUUGGAAGAGAUUCGAUAAAAAUAAAUAUCGACUAAGUAUAUCACGAUUCUUUUUGUUCUCAAACUAUUAUUAUAACAAUCAUUUGAAAUGAUCAUGUAUGUAAAUAAAGUUGUUAAACACCAAAUCAUCACU
Copidosoma floridanum is the source of this 3154-nucleotide messenger RNA. RefSeq names its product phospholipase DDHD1. Gene Ontology annotation, molecular function: glycerophospholipase activity; metal ion binding. NCBI's taxonomy places the organism in Eukaryota, Metazoa, Arthropoda, Insecta, Hymenoptera, Encyrtidae. Gene Ontology annotation, cellular component: cytoplasm. The record is from RefSeq and is a predicted model, not a curated record.